AUGUCUGGAUUGUUCGCGGUGGUCCUCAUGUCCGCCCUUCUCGGUGCGGCCUCUUUCGGGAUCGGUGUCCUUCCUUUGUUCUUCAACUUCUCCAAACAUGCGUUGGCGAAGCUGUCCGCGUUCGGCACAGGUCUGCUGCUCGGUGCAGCUUUGGGAGUCAUCAUCCCUGAAGGAGCAGAGACUCUCGCUCAUGCCGAUUCGUCAUCCGGAUUUCCUACGUCCGCGGUUGCCCUGUCUCUCCUCACAGGGUUCACGUUCAUGCUCGUCGUCGAGCAACUUCUAUCCCCCCACUCGCACGACUCGCCGUCUCCGCACCUUCCUCCAUCACCUAUCCACACGCCAAAGCCCUCCACGGCCGACACCGUAGUCGAGUUCGACGUCGAGCUCGGCGAGCUGGAGCGCGCGGAAGGCAUCCCCGUCGGAGACGCUCGCGCUCCGAACAGCGACAACGCACCGCCCUACCGGAGACCGGAGGCUCAGGACGCUGAGAGCAGGAAGCGCGCAUACCCGCUCACUCUGGGGCUCGUCAUGCACGCACUCGCGGACGGACUCGCGCUCGGGUCAUCUGCGCUGUCCGCCCCAGGCUCCGAUCCAAACGCCCCCGCAUCGGCACUACCAUCCAGUCUAUCCCUCGUCGUGUUUUUCGCGCUGGUGAUACACAAAGCACCGACGGCAUUGGCUCUGACGACUUCACUCCUCUCGACGUCCCUCCCGCGCUCGGAAUGCAAAAAGCACCUCGCCCUCUUCAGCGCGUCAACCCCCCUCGGUGCGCUAGCAUCCUACGUCCUGCUCUCCUUCUUCGGGACAAGCAGCGAGGGCCGGUGGCCCGGCGUCGCCCUGCUCAUAUCGGGCGGGACCUUCCUGUACGUCGCGACGGUCCUCAGGCCCGUCUCGGGGCACGGCGACGCAGAGGACGUCGGGCGGAAGACUCGCGUGCUCUGCAUCGUUCUGGGCAUGUUCGUGCCUUUUGCUAUCGGCGUAAUCGUCGGGCAUGACCACGAGCGUGGAGCGUAG
This is a messenger RNA of Laetiporus sulphureus 93-53, 1014 nucleotides long. RefSeq names its product Zinc/iron permease. Gene Ontology annotation, biological process: zinc ion transport; transmembrane transport. The record is from RefSeq and is a predicted model, not a curated record. Gene Ontology annotation, cellular component: membrane. Gene Ontology annotation, molecular function: metal ion transmembrane transporter activity. The transcript has 5 exons. Lineage: Eukaryota; Fungi; Basidiomycota; Agaricomycetes; Polyporales; Laetiporaceae. Bases 1 to 1014 code for a protein of 337 amino acids.